AUAAAAUGAACGACCCUAUCACUCUCUCCUACCAACAACAACAACAAAAAAACCAACAAACACAAUGAAUACACAACAACAAGUAUAUAUCACUGAGACCAUCUUGGAUGAAGGUGAUAUCGAUAUGUUUGAUGUGCCAAUUACUUCACCAACAAACAACCAUGUAGACCUCCAAAUCCAACAACAACGAAAGGAGGAAACUUCUUCAUAUGACUUCAAAGACAUCAUCAUGGAACACGGGUUACCAAGAAUCCAACCUCUUUCCACCACAUAUGACGAUUUAUGCGAAAGUGAGAAAGAUUUUGCUGCCAGAUCAUUCCAAGUAUUGGCUAAUUGUGCUCGAGUGAAAAUCAAUAGAUUGCUGAAGUUGGGAGGUAUUGAUAAAAGAAGUUACGUUGGAUGUGGCUCUGUUGAACUUGGUGUAUUUCAAGUCAUGUUUCAAAGCAUGUUAGGUGCUACCUUUUUCCACUCUGAUAGAACAGUUACAAGACAUGGCAUUAAGUAUAAGGUUCCUUGUAUUGGAUAUAGAUUUACAUCUCAUCUUCCUGUAUUGGAUAUAUUUGAUAACUGGGGUCAACAAGUCAUUACUAGUGCCACCCAGAUAGAGGACAACUACAUUGUUACCCAAUAUCUUUUACAAGUGAAGAACAUUUCCUUUAUUUUUGAUACUGAAUCUGGUGAAGUCACGAUGCAUUUUGCUUAUGAUACGAAGAUAAAGUACGAUGAUGAAGAUGAAUUCCAUUUCUUCUAAUAAAAUUUACAUUUAAUU
Messenger RNA from Naegleria gruberi, 769 nucleotides. RefSeq lists its product as uncharacterized. The coding region runs from base 65 to 751 and encodes 228 amino acids. The transcript has a single exon. NCBI's taxonomy places the organism in Eukaryota, Heterolobosea, Eutetramitea, Acrasida, Naegleriidae. The record is from RefSeq and is a predicted model, not a curated record.